GAGGCCACGUAGCGAAAAUGACAGGGCGAUCCCAAUUGCAAUAAUGCUACGAGAUCAACUACUGCGAUCUCACUAGCUUCUCGUAAGCUCCGCCUUCUCUAUAAUAGACCAUAAGAGUUGUUGCGUUGGGAACUUUGUGCGGGGGCGUCUGCUUGUGUUGCUUUUGUGGGAGGAGAAAGAUGGGCAAGUCUGGUCACUUGGCGAUGAGGACGGACCGAGUAGCGAGCGAUUCGAUAGCUUCGGAUCUGAAAGAGAUGGGGGACGCCGCCAAGAAGCUCGCGAAUCAUGCGAUCGAGAUGGUGAGCUCCGGACUGGGGACUACCAUUCUCGAGUGGGUCGCUUCUUUUGCCGCCAUCUACUUGCUGGUCUUGGAUCGGACGCACUGGAGGACGAACAUGCUCACGUCCCUGUUGAUCCCCUACAUCUUGACCCUCCCUUCGUGGCUGUUCACCAUACUCAGGGGAGAGAUCGGCAAGUGGAUCGCUUUCGUCGCCGUCGUCCUCCGCCUUUUCUUUCCCCGGCACUUCCCAGAUUGGCUGGAGAUGCCCGGCGCUCUGAUUCUCCUGAUAGUGGUGGCCCCGAGCCUGUUCGCCAGCACCGUAAAGGGGGACUGGAUUGGGGUGGUGAUCUGCCUUGCCAUCGCGUGUUACUUGCUGCAGGAGCACAUCCGGGCUGCUGGCGGGUUCCGCAACGCGUUCACGAAAGCCAACGGCAUCUCCAACACCGUCGGGCUGAUCAUCUUGUUCGUCUACCCGGCGUACGCACUGGUGCUCGACAUACUGUAGAUUGAAUUUUUUUUAGUCCGCCCGAUCCCACCGUGGUGGUUGCCGACUCGUGUUGCUCUUUUGAUGUCAUUUUCCAAAGUGCCUCGUUUGACCACUGUUCA
Eucalyptus grandis is the source of this 886-nucleotide messenger RNA. RefSeq names its product cold-regulated 413 plasma membrane protein 1. Lineage: Eukaryota; Viridiplantae; Streptophyta; Magnoliopsida; Myrtales; Myrtaceae. Gene Ontology annotation, cellular component: membrane. The record is from RefSeq and is a predicted model, not a curated record.